Messenger RNA from Leptosomus discolor (cuckoo roller), 704 nucleotides. The record is from RefSeq and is a predicted model, not a curated record. Lineage: Eukaryota; Metazoa; Chordata; Aves; Leptosomiformes; Leptosomidae.
AUAAUGGAGGACAGACUUUGGCAGGUGGGAAUAACUGGCCGUUGAGAGGAAGAAAAUGGACCCUCUGGGAAGGAGGAGUGAGAGGAGUAGGCUUUGUCGCAAGUCCUUUGCUGAAACAAAAAGGUGUAGAAAGUCAUGAACUCAUCCAUAUCUCUGACUGGCUGCCAACACUGGUGCACCUUGCUGGAGGACAUACCAAUGGCACUAAGCCUUUGGAUGGCUUUGAUGUUUGGAAAGCUAUCAGUGAAGGAAGACCUUCCCCCAGAGUGGAACUGCUGCAUAACAUAGAUCCCAUGUUUGUGGAUGACUUUCCAUGUCCGAUAAAUGAGACAUCUUUACCGAAGAGCAAUUCUUCUCCAUGGGAUGAUACACUUUUCAAUAUAUCCAUGCAUGCAGCAAUCCGGCGUGGAAAAUGGAAGUUACUAACUGGAUAUCCAGGCUGCAGUCAUUGGUUCCCUCCACCAUCUUUGUUCAAUGAGUCAAAGAUUCAAUCACCUGAUCCACCAACAAAGAGACUUUGGCUAUUUGAUAUUGUCCAUGAUCCUGAAGAGAAAAAUGAUUUGUCUGAAAAAUAUCCUCAUGUGGUGGAAAAACUGCUUUCACGGCUUCAGUAUUAUUAUAAACGUUCAGUGCCCGUGUUCUACCCUGAUGAGGAUCCCCACUGUGAUCCAGCAGCAACUGGGGCUUGGGGUCCUUGGGCAUAA